AAAAAGGGGGUUAGAUAGAAAGACAACCCUUCAUAUAAUUAAAAUGCAUAUAGAGGCUGGAAAGCAUAUAGAGAAUCACAAAUGUUGAUGUAACUGAGCAAUAUGACAGGGGCAGGAGUGCGCGUGCAGGUACACCAGCCGCGGCCCGGAUUCAAAGUGGAAACAGUCGGCUAGCUGGCUAAAGAACCGUUAGCGAGAGUGAGAGAUAAAGAGCUCACAUACACUAACGAGUUUUAGGACAUUCAUCGUUGUGAAAGUAUAUUCUUCUGCACGCUGGAAGGUAGAUGUCGAUAGAAACAUGGAUGGCGUGUUGAUUUGAAACGUCGCAGCGGGGCUAAAAACAGCAAACGCCACGUUGAUUUGCGGAGAAAGCCGUAUAACUGUUUAUUCGCAUUGAAUCACAGUACGCACGAAGCCAGUCAUGCCCGCUAGUGUGCGUACUGGGACCCUGAAGGACUCUGAGGUUGCUGAUCUCUUCUACAGAGAUGAUCCCGAGAAGCUCUUUACUGAUCUCCGAGAGAUCGGUCAUGGCAGCUUUGGAGCCGUGUACUUUGCUCAUGACGUGCGUUCCAACGAAGUGGUGGCCAUCAAAAAGAUGUCAUUCAGUGGCAAACAAUCCAAUGAGCGUAUGGUGUGUUCUCUGUCUUGGCAUGCAGAAAUGGCAGGACAUCAUUAAGGAGGUGAAGUUCUUACAGAAGCUCAGGCACCCCAAUACCAUUGAAUAUAAAGGGUGCUACCUCAGAGAGCACACAGCAUGGCUGGUGAUGGAAUACUGUUUAGGAUCAGCCUCUGAUCUUUUAGAGGUGCAUAAGAAGCCUCUGCAGGAGGUGGAAAUAGCUGCUAUUACCCAUGGUGCACUUCAGGGCCUCGCCUACCUUCACUCUCAUAAUAUGAUACACAGAGAUGUGAAGGCAGGUAAUAUUCUGCUAACUGAGCCUGGUCAGGUGAAGCUUGGAGAUUUCGGCUCUGCCUCAAUUGUUUCUCCUGCCAACUCUUUUGUGGGCACACCGUACUGGAUGGCCCCAGAAGUGAUCCUAGCCAUGGACGAGGGGCAAUACGAGGGAAAGGUGGACGUCUGGUCUCUGGGCAUCACCUGCAUAGAACUAGCUGAAAGGAAGCCUCCCUUGUUCAAUAUGAAUGCUAUGAGUGCCUUAUAUCACAUUGCGCAAAAUGAAAGCCCUGUCCUGGCAUCAAACCACUGGUCGGACUACUUCCGUAACUUUGUGGACUCUUGUCUUCAAAAGAUCCCUCAGGACAGGCCUACCUCAGAUGUGCUGCUCAAUCACCUUUUCCUGUGCCGAGAGCGCCCCCAUUCUGUAGUGAUGGAUCUGAUAACGCGCACCAAAGAUGCCGUGCGAGAGCUGGAUAACUUGCAGUACAGGAAGAUGAAGAAGAUCCUCUUUCAGGAAACACUCAAUGGCCCCACACAAGAGGGAGGAGAGGAGGAAGAGGAGGCAGAGCAGUACCUCUUGCAGACGGGCACAGUGAACAGUAUGGAGAGCUCUCACUCUGUGCCAUCCAUGUCUAUCAGCGCCAGCUCCCAGAGUUCCUCAGUCAACAGCCUGGCCGACGGGUCAGACGACAGUGCUGAGAUGGCCAUGAUGCAGGAGGGAGAACAGACAGUCACCUCCAACAGCUCCAUCAUACACCGCCCCACUGCUCGUGAUAACAUCUACGAUGAUCCAUAUCAGCCAGAGAUGGAGUCUCCACAGCAGCUGUCAUCUGCAGCUCGGAGGAGGGAGCAUCGGAACAGAGACCAUUUUGCCACCAUUCGCACAGCUUCUGUGGUGACCCGUCAGAUUCAGGAGCAUGAACAGGGCUCAGCUCUGAGGGAGCAGAUGUCCGGGUACAAGCGCAUGAGGAGGCAGCACCAGAAACAGCUGUUGGCUCUAGAGAACAAACUCAAGACAGAGAUGGAUGAACACCAGCUCAGACUAGACAAAGAGCUGGAGACCCAUAGAAACAACUUUGGCGGUGAAGCUGACAAGCUGAGUAAGAAACACCAGGCCAUUCUGGAAAAAGAGAUUAAAGCUGCUCUGGCGGAAGAGAAGAAGUUUCAGCAGCACAUACUGAACCAGCAGAAGAAAGAACUCAAUAGCUUGCUGGACUCCCAGAAACGCCAGUACAGACAACGCAAGGACCAGCUCAAAGAGGAGCUGAGUGAGAACCAGUCCACACCUAAGCGAGAGAAGCAGGAAUGGUUGGUGAGGCAGAAGGAAUGUAUGCAGCAGAUCCAGGCUGAGGAAGAGGCUUCAUUAUUACGGCGACAGAGGCAGUAUUACGAGCUGCAAUGCCGACAGUAUAAGAGGAAGAUGCUGCUAGCCAGGCACAAUCUGGAGCAGGACCUGCUUAGAGAGGAUCUGAAUAAGCGUCAGACCCAGAAGGAUCUAGAGUGUGCUAUGCUGUUGAGACACCAUGAGUCCACUCAGGAGCUGGAGUUCAGGCAGCUGGCAAUGGUCCAGCGCACUCGGGCCGAACUGAUCCGCACACAGCAUCAAAGCGAACUGGCCAAUCAGAUGGAGUACAAUAAGCGGCGUGAGCAGGAGCUUCUUCAGAAACAUGCCGUGGAGGUUCGCCAGCAACCCAAGUGCUUAAAAACGAAAGAGCUGCAGAUCAAGCGUCAGUUCCAAGACACCUGUAAGGUUCAGACACGGCAGUACAAAGCCUUGCGGAACCACCUGCUGGAGACCAUGCCAAAAUCCGAGCAUAAGACUGUCCUGAAGAGACUCAAAGAGGAGCAAACACGUAAAUUGGCCAUCCUGGCCGAGCAGUAUGACCAUUCCAUCAAAGACAUGCUGUCCACACAGGCUGUGAGUAAGUUGCGAUUGGAUGAGACGCAAGAGGAGGAGUACAGGGGGCUCUGCAUGCAGUUACAGCAGGAAUUGGAGCUGUUGAAUGCCUAUCAGAGCAAAAUAAAGAUGCAUACUGACACACAACACGAGAGAGAGGCCAAAGACCUGGAGCAGAGGGUGUCUAUACGGAGAGCUCUACUUGAACAGAGGAUUGAGGAGGAGAUGUUGUCUCUGCAGAACGAGCGUUCUGAGCGGAUCCGGGCACUGCUUGAGCAUCAGGCACGAGAAAUCGAGUCCUUUGACUCAGAGAGCAUGCGUCUGGGAUUCAGUAACAUGGCUUUGAGCGGGAUCCCUGCUGAAGCUUACAACCAGGGUUACCCCAACCCUCCCUCCUCAGGGCCCGGGGGCUGGCCGUCCCGUCCCGUACCUCGCUCAGGCAGCCAGUGGAGCCACGGAGUCCAAAACUCAGCGGCGCCACCCUCCUGGCGAAGUCAGAACAGUACAGCCGGAUUCAGCCGAGGGGAGCAGGUUUCCAGUCACGAGAGAGAUAGAGAGAGGGAUAUAGACGGGAUGGGUGCCCGCGGCCUUCCCAGCUCUCGCUGUUCUGCUUCACCUGCAUCAUCAUCGGCAUCCUCGCAUCAUCACCUCCGGUACCUGCAGCAACAGUACCACCACCAGAGCACGCCUCAUCUGUACCGUGACAGCCGAGAGAGGGAGUGGGGAAGUGGGGGAGGAGGAGGGAGUCACCAUUCAUCUUCAUCCUCUUCUCAUGGCCACUCGCAUUACAUUUCUUCCCAUGCCUCUGCCCAAUCCCUUGCCCUCCUCCCUCCACCACCACCUCCUCCACCCAUCUUGCUUUCCUCCUCCUCUCCUCCUUCAUCCUCCUCCUCUUCAUCCUCUCAGAGUGGCUAUGGAGGACGGGGAGAGGGCUUGGCUGUGAGGGGCCCCAGCUUGAUGGCCCUCAGGAACAGUCCAGGGCCCCUUCGGAGGACCGCCUCAGGCGGCGGGCCGGGUGGGGAUGGUGGUUUGAGUCGGAGUACAUCGGUUACAUCGCACAUCUCGAAUGGAUCCCACCUCUCCUACUCAUAGAGGGUCAAGCAGGAGGAUCAAAUGCUGCAGUUGAACUUAUGGGGGGAGGUAUUAGUGUAAAGUGUGGCUUUACCUUAAAGGGAUAGUUCACUCAAAAAUGAAAAUUCUCUAAUUUACUCCAAGCCUGUAUAACUGGCUUUCUUCCUCAAAAGGAAAAAGCUCAAAAUGAGUUGUUAGGCAGAAUGCUAGCCUAACUUUUAUUGCACUUUUUUUUUUUCAUACAAUGAAAGUGAAUGGUGACUAAUAUUAUAUCAAACAUUUUAUUUUGUGUUCCAUUGAAAGAAGGUUUGGAACAGCAUGAGAGUGAGUAGGUGGUGACAUAAUUUUCAUUUUUGGGUGAACUUUCCCUUUAAGAGUUCAGGAGAGGAGAAAUAGUUGUACUUCAGUACAUUGGUACAAGGGGAAAGGCCAUUUAUGUAGCUCAUUUAAGAGUUAAACAGGGAGUUGUUUUUAACUGUAUUUAGAUGGGAACACCUUUAAUUACAGGAUGAUUGAUCUCAGGGUUACCAAGUGAUAGGGAUUUAGAAGGUCUCAGGGUUUAGAUCUGCAACAGAAAAGAAAAGAGAGGAAUAUGUGAAUAGAUGUUCUGCACCAGGACUACAGAGGUUUACUGUUGAGUGUGUGGGAGGGAAAGGAUUUGAAUGACAUAAAUGGUGCCAAUACUGUAGAUUGGGCUCAUCAUCUGAGUUUGUUUUACUCUUAAACCGACAAACAAACAUAUUUGUGUUCUGCUAUUUCAAGUCCAACUUGCACACCUGACCUUUUAAGAUUUGAAUUUGAACACUCAUAAACAUUGUUUACAAAUAUGUUAUUAGGUAUAGUCCUGGAUCAUAUGAAGCUGAAAACAAUUCGAAUCAAGGCUGAUGUUAUUCUAAAAGGAAUAGUUCACCCCGAAAUGAGAAUUCUGUCAUUAUUCAGUCCCUCUCAUGUUGUUCUAAACCUGUAUGCUGUUAUUUUUUCCGUGGAACACUGAGAAGAAUCUACAUGCAUCUUUUUUCCAUACAUGGACAGUUCACAGUGACCACAUCUUUCAGUGUGCAGAUACACUAGCUUUGUGUGAGGAACAGACCAAAUUAGGCGAUAUGCGCAGACAAUGCGCUAGUUCAUUGCUGUUUUAGACAAUGCAUUAAUAUAGUGAUUAAUCUGAACAUGAUAACAAAUGAAAUUACACUGCUUGGGCGGAAUGGUAGAUUAUCAAUAAAUAAUGACUUUAAAUUUCGGUUGGUUCCUCACAUAAAACUUGGUAUGUGUUCAAAAGACUUUGCAUGUGGGCUGCUUGCAUAUGGACUACUUUUACGGUGUUUAUUUGGUCAAAUUUCAAGCUUGACACCCCAUGGUCACUAAGAACUGUCAUUGGGUUGAAAACAGCUGCGUGAAGGUUCUGGCAGAAAAAACAAAAAUGGGUCAGUUAAUAAUUAUAGAAGGUUUUUUUCUUUGUCAAAUUUGAAUCUGUCUGAUUUGCUUCAGUUGGAGUAUCUGUGAAUCUAGAGAUAAUGAAUCCUACUAACGUCAGUUUUACUCCUAAUGGGAGCAGAGAGAGCGAGUCGGAUGCAGUAGAAAGCUGCCGUAGCAUGUGCAGAAACUUGUUUCAGGGAGUUGAGACGUCAACUUAAGGAUCUGCAAAUGGCGAUUAAACUGAAUUAUUUGUAAUUAUGUAGAUAGCACCUAAACGAUACUAAACGAAUGUCUAUUAGUAAUGUUUUUUUAAACUGUACAUUUGUAUUUGAGUCAAGGACGUGAGGCAUGUUUGUAUUAUUUUGAAAUGAUUUUGUAUUCUUUUUUUAAAUGAUGCCAUAAAUGUCAUACUGCCAUCUAGAGGCUCUGCUUACCUAAAGCAAAUCCGCCCCCUGUCCUUAUUAGGGCAAGCUGCCUUUAAGUUGCUGUUAGUUUUAACUGGGUUAUAAUUCAGUAUCUGUUUUUAGCAUGGAUGUUAUAUGCGGUUGAAUCUGGCUUGGUGAAUAAGCCAUUCCUGACUCUCUAUAAAUGCAGACUGUGUAAAUAUGAUGUUCAUAAGAGAGUUGAGUUACAAUACCAUGCACGCGACUGAUGUACAGAGACUAUUUGUUUACAAACAUACACAACAGGCGUUUAUUAUGACUUGAGUACACGUGUAUCAUCACCUGUCAAAAGUUUAACAAACAGGUCAUAAGAUUGUUCCUUGGUCAAAACUUUUGGUCUGUAUUGUACUUAUACAAUGUGUGUGUACUGUAUAUACAAGCACUAACUCCUGUAUAGGGUAAUAAUUUUGCUAUGUGAAUUUGAAAGUGAGACAAAAAAUAGAUACUGUUGUUAUUAUUACACCUACUACUGCCGCUGUAAUAUUUGUGAUGUACACUAAUUUUGUCAUUGUUCUUUUUACUAGUUUUUUCCUUUUUUUCUUUUUUUUUUUUUUUUAAGACUUUUUAUAUUUUAUUUUAAAUCGAUGCUUACCACUAGGUGGGAGAUGUUGGCAGUGUCCCAGUGAAAUUUGUAAGUGUCGUUUUAAGAACAAAAAAAAAAAAAAAUACUAAAA
Molecule: messenger RNA, 6393 nt
Organism: Xyrauchen texanus (razorback sucker)
Lineage: Eukaryota; Metazoa; Chordata; Actinopteri; Cypriniformes; Catostomidae
Product: serine/threonine-protein kinase TAO2-like
Exons: 20
Coding region: 486-3881 (1131 amino acids)
Biological process (GO): protein phosphorylation
Molecular function (GO): ATP binding; protein kinase activity
Source: RefSeq, a predicted model, not a curated record